This is a messenger RNA of Eubalaena glacialis (North Atlantic right whale), 211 nucleotides long. Its product is annotated as translation machinery-associated protein 7-like. NCBI's taxonomy places the organism in Eukaryota, Metazoa, Chordata, Mammalia, Artiodactyla, Balaenidae. Bases 17 to 211 code for a protein of 64 amino acids. The transcript has a single exon. The record is from RefSeq and is a predicted model, not a curated record.
AAGGGCAGCAGGCGCCAUGUCGGGCCGCGAAGGUGGCAAGAAGAAGCCCCUGAAGCAGCCCAAGAAGCAAGCCAAGGAUAUGGAUGAGGAAGAUAAGGCAUUCAAGCAGAAACAGAAGGAAGAGCAAAAGAAACUUGAGGAGCUAAAAGCGAAGACCGUGGGGAAAGGCCCCCUGGUCACAGGUGGAAUUAAGAAAUCUGGCAAAAAGUAA